UCGCAGGAAGGCUACUUUAGCAGCUGUGACACUGACAGCCGCGGCGGGCAGAGAGAGCAGGCCACACAGGCGGUACCAACGCCGUCCUCACCGCCUCCGGUGGUUGCUCAAAACCCCAAUCGCCGCCGCCGCCGCCUCCCGGGACCGAUCGCGCGAAAACCCUAGCCCCGCCGCCGCCGCCGCCGUCGCAAUCGGACCCCCUCGCCCGCGGAGAGACCAGAGAGGCGGAAUGGGCAACAGCCGGCACGGUCGAGCGCUGAGACCGAGAGACGGAGGCGGUACGGCGAGGGAGAAUGCUGCUGCUGGUGGCACUGGCACUGGCACGCAUUCUUCCGGAGGUCCCGCGGUCCUGGCGCUGGAGGCCAGCAGCGGCACAAGCAAGACUGCAAUGGAUGCUCCGCUCCUGCCCAGGAGGUCAGGUCGGAUUGCCCCCGCUCCUAGUCAGGAGAGGGCUUCCGCCGGGCUAGGGAAUGUGACGAGGCCGCGUUCUAAAAGGCACAAGAAUGGAGCGGCGGCGGAGGGAGCACGGCUCGGAGUGUCAACCAUGACAAAGAACAGGGCUUUGGGUUCCUUGUUGACAGAAUCAGACAGGAGCGCUGGCUCUAUGAAUGGUGCAGAAGAGCAAGUGAGUGAGAAUGCCAGGAAUGGGAAUGCUAGCAGUUCGUUGAAGAAGCGAAAAGUAACGAAUUCCAGAAGUUACAUAAAGAGGUUCAAGGCGGUCCAAGGGGCGAAUGCCGCAGUUGCUGCUUCUCCUGACAGAGUGGGCAAGGAAAACACUGCAGGAGGGCAUGUGGCAGACAGCAACAUCUCUAAGCUCUGUGAAGGUAGCAGGUUAAUUGGAAAAAACAAGAGGCAUUCAAGCGAUGCUGUAUCUAAAGUUUCCAGAAGUCUUGUUUCUGGUUUACAUGAAACUUCAGAUACAAGAGUCAACCAAUCUUCUGCACCAUUUUCAGAGGAACCCUCAACCAGUGAGUCUAGAAAUACUGGACAUAUUGAGAUAGACAAUAUUGCUAAGCCAAGUAUGUUGCUGGGAGGCACGACUUCUCUUGUUAGGGGAGUUAAUGCAAACUAUGAUGACACUCUUGACACAGAUGGAGUCCACUUGGAGUCACCAGAUUUGGCUUCCUCACAAAGCCUCGUAGCCUUGGUUGGAAUUCAAGCUGUUCUAUCAUGCAUGUCUUCCCAACAAGGUACAGAUCUGUCUGCUCAACAAAAUGUAGCACCUUCACGGUAUCCACCUGCCGAAGCAGGACAGAUAGGGUUGUCAGGCACACAGGUGGUUCAGGUUUUGCAGCCUGAAAUGCAACCAUCAAUCUUAUUUUUGGAUGCUCCACCUCAAAACACGCACCCUGAUGUCGGGAGCGAAACAGUUUGUGAACCAGAUGGAGCAACUGGACUGUCAGAGGGAGGCACAGCAACUUCUCACCAUUUUGGUGAUGUCAGAGUGCAAUUCCAGGGAAAAUAUGAUGGCAAUGUAGCUGCGGAACCAGUGCUUCAAGAAUCUCCAACUUACCAUGCAGAUAGCCCAGUUACCCUACACGUGUCUACGAAAGUUGAAGCCCAUAUUUGUGAACCAAGUAUGGCUGCAAAACAAAGUACAAAUCCACCUGCACAACAAACUUCCACAAUUUCGCGGAAUCCACCAGCUGAAGUGCAACCAUUUAUCUCAUUGCCUGAUCAACCUACAGGGGCGGAGCAGGCAGGUACGUUGGGCUCGAUUGCAGCGCAGGAUUUGCAGCCUGAAAUGCAGCCAUCAACCUUAACGCAGGAUGUUCCAUUUGAAAGAACGUAUCUGUCUGUCAUGCCUGUGAUACAAAGUCCAGUUGUCCUUCAAUAUGUAGGGCCUUCGCUGGAUCCACAUGCAGGAGUAGAAUCAGCAGGCCUAGUGAUAGCUCAUGAUCUGCAGUCCAAAGUACAACCAUCAGCCUCAGUACCUUCUGAACAAAGUACAUGUCUACCGGGCGAGCAAAGAUUAGCAACCUCACAACAUCGACCAGCAGAUGCAGAACCAGUAGGCAUUCUAGGCACAGAGGCAUCCUGUAAUUUGCAGCCUGAAGUGCAACCAUCAACCUCGAUGCUGAAUAAACCUGAAGAGAUAGAGGAUGAACAUGAGGCAGAGGAUGAACCUGCAGAGACAGAGCAAGCAGGUACCCUGGGUGCCUUAGCAUCUCAGGAUUUGCAGUCUGAAAAACAAUUAUUAACCUCAACGCAGGAUGUUCCAUUUGAACAAACUUAUCUGUCUGGUAUGUCUGUGCUACAAAGUCCUACUGUCCAUCAAAUUGUAGAACCCUCACUGGAUCCACAUGCAGGAGUAGAACCAGUGGGCAUGGUGACAGCACAUGAUCUCCAGCCCAAAAUACAACCAUCAGACGCUGCCAAAAUACAACUAUCAGUCUCAGUGUCUGCUGAACAAAGUACAAGUAUACCUGCCCAACAAAGUUUAACAACUUCACAACAACCACCAGCAGAAGCAAAACCGGCAGGUAUUCCAGGCACAGGGCCAGCCUGUGAUUUGCAGCCCACAGUGCAACCAUCAACCUCAGUGCAGGAUGAACUUGCAGAGGCAGAGGAUGAACCUGAGGUACCUGAGUAUGAACCUGAGGUACCUGAGUAUGAACCUGAGAUAGAGGAUGAACCUGCAGAGUCGGAGCGAGCACGCAUCUUGGGUGCCAUGCCUGCUCAGGAUUUGCAACCUGAAAUGCAAUCAUCAACAUCAACGCAGGUGGUUCCAUUUGAACAAACUUAUCUCCCUGGCAUGCCUGUGGUACAAGAUCUGGCUAUCCAUCGAAGUGUAGAACCUUCACUGGAUCCACAUGCAGGAGUAGAAUCAAUGGGUAUGGUGACAAUUCAGGAUCUCCAGUCUGAAAUACUACCAUCAGCCACAGUGCAUGCUGAACAAAGUACAAGCCUGCCUGCCCAACAAAGUUUAGCAACUUCACAACAUCCACCAGCAGAAACAAAACCAGUACGUAUUCUAGGCCUAGAGCUAGCCUGCGAUUUGCAGCCCGAAGUGCAACCAUCAACCUCAUUGCAUGAUGAACCUGCAGAGCCACAAGAUGAAUCAGAGGCAGAGGAUGAACCUGAGGUUCCUGAGAUAGAAGAUGAACCCAAGGCAGAGGGUGAACCUGAGAUAGAGGAUGGAGCUGCAGAGGCAGAGGGAGCAGGUACCUUGGGUGCCAUAGUCACUCAGGAUUUGCAACUUGAAAUGCAAUCAUCAACCUCAAAGCAGGUUGUUCCAUUUGAACGAACUUAUCUGUCUGGCAUGCCUGUGCUACAAGGUUCGACUAUCCAUCGAAGUGUUGAACCUUCACCGGAUCCACAGGCAGGAGUAGAAUCAGCGGGCAUGGUGACAGUUCAUGAUCUCCAGUCUGAAAUACUAGCAUCAUACUUAGUUCCUAUGGAACAAAGUACAACUCUUCCUGCCCAACAAAGCUUAGUAACUUCACGACAUUUACCUGCAAAUAUUCUGGUCACAGAGGCCGCUUGCGGUUUGCAGCCUUUGCAAGGUGAAGUGCAACAGUCAACCAGAAUGCAUGAUCAACCUGCAGAAGAACCAGCAUGCAUCAUGGGCGACGUAGCUGCUCAGAGUUUGCACCCUGAAACGCAACCAUCAACUUCAAUGCAGAGUGCUCCUUUUGAAAGAACCUGUCUGGUUGGCAUGCCUGUGGUACAAAGUCCUACUCUCCAUCAUAGUUUAGAAGCUUCACUGGAUCCACAUGUCAGAGCAGAAUCAACGCAUACGUUGGGCACGGUGACAGAUCAUGAUCUGCAAUCUGAAGUACAGCAAUCGGCCUCAAUGCAGGAUCGACCUGCAGAAGCAGAGGUGACAGUUAUGUUAGGCUCCACGGCAGCCCAUGAUUUGCAGCCUGAACUGCAAUCACUAAACACAGUUCAGGAUGUUCCAGUUGAAAGAAUAAACUCCGAAGAAAGGAGACAAGUUGGUUUUCAGCCAAAUAUUGUACCUGGUCCUGAGCAGCCUAUCCAAAUACCUCCAGUCACAACGUUAGUGUUCAAUAACCCAAUACUUAGCGACGAACCGCUGACAAAUGAGCUGGACAGGUUAAUGCAUUGCAACAAUGUGCUUAGCAAAGACCAUGAACAUAAGAAAACACUACUUCUAAUAGAGUACAACCAAGAAAUAGAGAAGAUAAAAAAGAAUUACGACUCAUUGCUUCAAAACGAAGAUUCCACUUAUCUUCAGACCGAGCGGGAGCUUACUGAUCUCCACAGGAAAGUACUUCUAAACAAAUCGCUAGCUGAGAAUUUUCGAGGAUUGUUCCCACCAUCGCCUGCAGCUCAAGGGAGAUCGACGAGCCCUGUAAUGGAGCAGCCAUUUGAGUCUUCUUCAGUGGCUCAAACUGCAGCAUCACCAGUUAUCUUGUCAUCAGCCAUCAGACCACCCAUGCAUAAUUCACCAGGAUCCUAUGUCCGGCCUUCAUUUGUGGCUCAACCAUCAUCAUCAUCAUCAUGGAAUGCCCAACCAGAUUCAACCCUACCUGGCAAUCUCUAUGGAACGUCAUCAUCACUUUUUGUGCCAGCGCCUGUGCAAUAUGGCAGCUAUGGAUCUGCUGGAUCACAAUCGCGUGCUCUCCAACCACAAUCAGCCUUACCCGGCAAUCUCUACAUGGCAAUGUCACAUGUUCCUCCGCCGCGUCUGCCACGGGGCAACUACAGGUCUGCUGGAGCACGACUGCGUUCGUUCCCUCCUCAUCUGCGGCAGCUCAGGAUGCCAUCUCCAUAUGCCUUUCACGCAGGCCAGCAGCAGCUCCCUGCUUCUAAUGCAGGGAAUACAUCGUUGGGACAGUAUGUCCCUGUUAUGAUAGGGAGCUUUGCAUCGACAAUUCCACAGAGAGGUGCGCUACUGAACUCCAUGGAUUCAAGUUCAGUUCACCAGACAAUGUUACCAUCAGCAUCGAGCUCACUUCCACCUCACCUAGCGUACUCACUGACAUCUGGUCGAUAUCCACAGUCAAUGGUGAACUUCUUGCAGUCAUCUAGCUCAAAUCCCGCCUUCUUUCCAGCCCAGCAAUCAUCAUAUCAAAACAUAGCCUUGGGCAGCACCUCAGGUCUGCCGAAUGCAGUGCCAGGAAGCCAGCACCCUGGUGCUCAAAUAGCCGGCGCCUAUCAGUCUGGCACUGAAUCGGCAUCGCUAAAUGCGCAUCUCCCAGCUAGGUUUGGCCUGGGUAGCAGUAGCAGCCCCGUAAGUGCAGGGACCAGCGCAGUUGUUGUGUGCUUGUCUGACGAUGAAUAGUAGCGAUGCAGGCUCAAGUAGAUCUGCUGGCUGUUACUGCUGUGAUGGUCAGAUGUCUUGACUUAGAAGCCGCUGAUCUAACGACUCUAGCAUCAUCCUUGUAGCGAAGAGAUGGACAAUUGCAAAUCGGGAAAAAAUUGCACCUGUAGAGAAAAGUAGAAGCUGAUAUAGUACUGGUAUUUUACCAAAUUUUGUAUACUGUCGGUUAAUGUAGCAAAUGGAAGUUAAUGUAGUGCUAGACUGCUAGUCAAUUGGCUGACUCUUUGUUAGCUUGAGAGUUGAGACCAGUCAUGGCAUCUUCUCCUAA
Molecule: messenger RNA, 5558 nt
Organism: Lolium perenne
Lineage: Eukaryota; Viridiplantae; Streptophyta; Magnoliopsida; Poales; Poaceae
Biological process (GO): heterochromatin formation
Source: RefSeq, a predicted model, not a curated record